AUUUGAUCAGUGCAGCCGUUCACCUUCUCAUUUUCGACUGUUAUUUUUCUGCUUUUCGCUUCACGUAUAUGAAGGACGAGAUCAGCGACUAAAGUCCAUGACCUGAUUGUCCUUGAUUAGCACAGUCAUAUGUAAAACAGUUUCGUGUGCUUUUAUCGCAGCCUCGUUCUUCGGCCUACGGCCUCCGUACACUUUACUCCCUUUAACAGCCCUAUACUGGCACGAUGGCGCGAUUAAAUGCGCGGCUGAGCACCCCCUCGCAAUCGCUUUCCCGCGACCAGACACCAGAAAUGGCUUCCGAGCUAGAAAGCGCGUCGCCAUCACAGACUCCAGGCGCGUCCUUCUCUUCAGAUAAGGAGAACCAUUGGACGAAUAGGGCGGCGUCUGGCAGUAAGCGUACUCUUCUAGAUUCGAGGACCUCGAUACCUCAGACAAGUACCAAUAAGAAGCGACGACUAGGCGAACAAAGGCGGAAUGUCAACACUCAACAGUCUACAGCAGCUCCCACAAUGUUCAGGGAUGACGAGGACGACGACAAGCGGUAUUAUGAUCCUGAGCAGAAUCCGGAAGAGAGACGUAGAGUGCGUCAGGGAUUGCGCAACAAUGCGCGUGAGCUUUAUGAUCGAGCGGACGAGUUCCUGAACACGGAUGGGACUGAGAUUGUGAGCCUCAUAGAUCGUCAAAAUCUACUCAUGAAUAAUGUCAAGCAAACGGCAGACGCGACUAUGGACUCACGAUUUCUCCUCAACGCCUCUGAGAUUACUCUGAAGAAGUCUAGACGUCUUGCUUUCGGGAACAACGCGAUAGGUAUAGAUAUAGAUGAGUUUGUCUCGAAAUGCAUGACCUUCAUGCGAUACGGACGCGCACUUUGUAGUGACGAAGACGAGCCGGCAACGACACAAGCUAGACGACAUAGGAGAAAUGCAGCUGACGACGAAGAUGACGAUGCCGCAGAUGGGGACGCGCUUGACUGGCAUGUUCUUGGAGAACGAGCUUGUAUAUCCACCAACAGACGUCCUACAGUGCCGAAUUUCCUCCUCGGACCCUUAUCAAUCGAGAAACGCGUACGCGCUACCCAACGGCGCGCCACUCAGCGCAGAGAUCAAUCUACCGUUGUCUCUCGGCCUGAAGAACUAAAAGAAGCGGACCUUGAAAAGAAUGAAUCAUCUAAUCUGACAAGUCAAUGCCAACGCAUCCGAAUUCUUCUUCAGCAGAUCAGCGACGACGGAACUGCACGAGUUGAGGCGGAAGGAUCAGAAGACAUGGACGAAGAGGAAGCACGCGCACUGUUUAGCCGCAACAACCUCGCCAUGAACUGGGAAGUCCCGCUCCUCAAAUUCGCGAUUAAUCCCCAUUCUUUUGCUCAAACCAUUGAGAACCUGUUUUACAUUAGUUUUCUUGUUAAAGACGGGUUUGUGCGCGUUGGCGUGGACGAGGACACUGGUUUCCCAACAAUACGACCUGUGGAGAAGAAAACUGAAGAACAGAUCAGAAAUAAAGGAGCCAUGAGACACCAAGCGAUUUUGAGUCUGGACUACGAAAGCUGGCUGACAUUCAAGGCGGCUUUGAGAGUGGACACGCCAUUGAUUCCCAACAGGGAGGAAGAAAGUGUGCAAGUAAGGGGAAGAGGCUGGUAUGCCUAGCCGUGAAGGCAUUCAAAGAUAUGCAUAUCAUCACGAAAAUGCUUAGAACGUCUUCUAUCAGAAAUUAACUGUCUCACAGUCCUGUAGCUGGACUAGUGGCAGCGUUUGGAAUAUGGCCAUAGAGAGAUGUUGCUUUUUGCUGUACGCAUUUUGGUUGUGACAAAUUUAGAUACCCAGGAAGUCUUGACCUAUCAUAUAUUCUUUGUUUAUCGUCAAUUGAAAGUCAUUUUAGC
Verruconis gallopava is the source of this 1876-nucleotide messenger RNA. RefSeq lists its product as uncharacterized. The transcript is spliced from 2 exons. NCBI's taxonomy places the organism in Eukaryota, Fungi, Ascomycota, Dothideomycetes, Venturiales, Sympoventuriaceae. Bases 225 to 1643 code for a protein of 472 amino acids. The record is from RefSeq and is a predicted model, not a curated record. Gene Ontology annotation, cellular component: Smc5-Smc6 complex; nucleus. Gene Ontology annotation, biological process: DNA repair.